UCAUUAGUAGUUGAGGGGGGGAGCAAGCACAAAUAGAGUACUGCAACUGCCUCUCUCUCUCUAACUGUCUACUGUUUAUAUUAUAAGCUUUAUAAGAACAUGUUUCUUUCUCUCUCCAUUACUGGGGGUGAUUUGAUUUCCUCAUCUCUCUCCAUUACUGGGGUGAUUUUCUUCUCUCUCUAUUACUGGGGUGCUUAGAGUUUACUGUUUAGUAAAGGAAAGGGGGAAAUGACGAAGGUGAAGAAGAGAAAGGAAGAGAUUGCAGAGGAUGUCUGCUUCCUCUGCAAAGAUGGUGGGGUGCUCUUAGUUUGUGACUACUCGGCUUGUCUCAAAGGGUACCAUACUAAUUGCGUCGGAAAAUCACCGGAUUUUUUGGAGGGGAAUGAACAGUGGCAUUGUGGCUGGCAUUUCUGCUACUUAUGCAAGAGAAGUUCGAGUUUCCAAUGUUUUUGCUGCCCCUUUUCUGUAUGUGAUGGCUGUUUUAACGAGACAAACUUUGUGCCUGUCAAGAAAAAAAGAGGGUUUUGUGAUUACUGCCUAAAGCUUGCUCUUAUGAUAGAAGAAGACUUAGACGCUGACUCAGAUGGGGGCAAAGUGGACUUCAAUGACACAGAAACUUAUGAGUAUUUAUUCAAGGAUUAUUGGGUUGGUUUAAAGCAGAAAGAGAACAUAAUUUUGGAGAAUUUGCAGGCGGCAUAUGACCGUUUAAAGAAGUCUAAGUUCAUAAUGGAUGGAAAAUAUUCGAAGGACAUGCUACUUAAAAAUCGAGGAGAAGAAGACAAGGAAUAUAAAUUAGACCUAGAAAGUGAUGGGUUAUCAAUGGAAGAGAAAACCAAGAGGAAGAAGAUGGCACCUAACUCUAAGAAAUAUGGAAAGAAAUGCAAGUCUGGUAAAAUGGUGUUCAUUGGUUGGGGCUCAAAGGAACUCAUUAGCUUUCUUAAAUCUAUUGGCAAGGAUACUGAAAAACCCUUAGAUCACGUGAAAGUCUAUGAAAUAGUUAGGGAAUAUAUUCACGAAAACAAACUUGUGAAACCCAACAAAAAGAGUAGGAUAUUAUGCGAUACAAGGUUGCGUUCUCUUCUUGGUAAAAAGUCACUCCACCGUCUGAGACUCUGCGACUCUCUAGAGCGUCACCUUGCUGCAAGUCAGAAAGAGGAGUCAAGCUCGGAAACAUCUUCUGAUGAAGAUAAUCCUGCUGCUAGUAGUAAGAGAAAACGCCUCUCAGAUUCUUGCCAUGAAACCAGAAGGCCAGGAAAGAAUGCUGAUGAGGAUCUGGAAAUACCUAAAGGUGUUUAUGCUCGUGUUUCAGUAAAAAAUAUCAAAUAUAUUUAUUUGAGGAGGAGUUUACUCGAGAAGUUCUAUGACAACCUUGAGACAUUUGAAAGUAAAGUUGUUGGGUGUUUUGUACGGGUCAAGAGUGAUGGCAAAGAGAAAAGGAAUAACUAUGAACUUGUGCAAGUUGUUGGCAUAAAAAGGUCCUUGGACGAUCUAAAAGUGGGGAUGACCAGUAAAGACAUUGUCCUGAAGGUGUCUAAUUCAGAGAAGGAUGUUCCCAUUUCCCUGAUAUCAGAUGACGAAUUUUCUGAGGAAGAGUGUGAAGAACUGCGCCAGAGCAUGAAAAAGGGUCUUCUCAAGAGGCCAACUGUGGAAGAACUUCAAAGAAAGGCUGAGGUUCUACAUGAGGAAAUAACCAUUCAUGGAAUUGGUAAAGAGAUUGAAAUGCUCAAGAGAAUAAUUGCUAGAGCUAAAGAAAAAGGGUGGCGCAGGGAGCUCUUGGAGUGCAUUGACAGAGUGCAGCAGCUUUCAUCUCCUGAAGAGCAGAAGCGACAGCUGAGAGAGACCCCUAAUAUUGUUGCAGAUGCAGAAAUGGACUUUGAAGUUGUGCCAGUUGAUCGACAAGGAGACAAUCAAAACUCUGUUGAAGUAGAGAAGGUGGCCCCUGGAACUGAAGCUCCCGAAAAUGCGGAGCCCAAACCAAAUCAGGAAGCUGACCCCGAAAACCCGAACCAUGAUGAGAAAGAAAAUGUUAAAACAAAUAGCGAAGAACCAAAGUCAGUAGAACAAGCACCUUCGAGUAAUAUCAUAGAUGUAGAAUCCAAAGAAGACUAUGAUGGAACUGAGGAAGAAGUAUGGCAUUACGAAGCCCCAAAAGGAACAGUUCAGGGCCCAUUUUCUCUCUCAUUGAUGAGAACAUGGAGUGAGAAAAAUCUUUUGCCAUUAGACUUGAAGGUUUGGAGGACCGAUCAGUCACCGGGAGAUGCCGUCUUACUAACCUGUAUGCUGUACCAGAAACCGGUACCCGAGAUAAUUGAGAUCGACUGAUAAUUGCAAUUUGAUAAUUUUUUUGUGUAGAAAACUUGGAAAUUUCGUAUUCCUGCAUAAACAGUGAAGAUCUUUUUUCGGAUUUGGUAUCAUGAGACAAUGGUGCUGUACUUGGGAAUGGGAAAUUUUGUGAUAUUAGCUAUUUGCCUUUUUGCCA
This is a messenger RNA of Amborella trichopoda, 2479 nucleotides long. RefSeq lists its product as uncharacterized. The record is from RefSeq and is a predicted model, not a curated record. Gene Ontology annotation, molecular function: DNA binding; protein binding. Lineage: Eukaryota; Viridiplantae; Streptophyta; Magnoliopsida; Amborellales; Amborellaceae.